AUGUAUUCAACUGCUACCCCAACAACUUUUUUGUACGAACGAGCCUCCAAAACGUCCGAUGAUGAUAGCGAAACAAGUUCGGAUUAUUGUAAAAAGCACUCCAAUUCAUCCGAAUGUGAAAAACCAGUGAGUAAUGACAGUCUUACAAUUGCAUUAUCAAUUGUUUUGCCUGUUAUUGCCAUUCUUUGUGUUUUGGGUUAUUUCCUUUAUAGAAAUUAUCGUAAAGAUAAAAAGGAAGAUUUGGAACGUGAUCCUGAUUUUUAUGAAACUGGUGAAGCUACCGCAUUACCUGAUUAUCCUGAAAUGAAACAUGAAGAUCCGUUCCAUAAUAGAAAUUCAAUCAGAUAUCCCAUGGAACAGAUUAAUAGAGAGAGCAAUUAUGACGGUAACGGUAGAAGAUUCACCCAACAUAUGGCAAGAAAAUCUCAAGAUCCAUAUCUAGAUAGUUUUGUUUUACCUUAUCAACAUCAAACAGGUUCGAAACUUUCCUUGGAUGAUUAUGCUAGAAAUUUGGGUGAUCUGCAAGGGUAUCAUACCCCAAAUCCACAGACUAGAGCAAAUUCAGUUCAUAUUGAUACUGCUUUGAAAAUGAAUUCAAAUACUCAUUCAAGAAAGCCAAGUUCUCAAAUCAGUCCUCUGAAAAAAGUUGAUGGUAAGCAAUACACUAAUAUUCCAAAUGAGUCAAAUCCAGUAUUACAUGAAGCAUCCCAUGAAGUUUCAAGUAUUAUGGAUGAAUCUGGUGGAUCGGCUUCCGAUGAUAGUGGUGUUGUAUCUCCACAAGAAGAUGGGUUUGGUAUAACUUAUGAAAAUGAAUCUGAAAUGGCUGUCAACAACACCAUUCCACAAAUUGUGGUUGAAGAUGAUGCCCAUAAUGAUGAUACUGAACAAAAUGACUCCACGGAUUUGUCACCUUUCAAUGAUAACAAUCACCCACAUGAAACACAAGAAACUACUUUAGAUACAAUUCCUAUGCAAAAUUUGAAAAAGGAUGUACAUGAAGAAGCUUCAAAUGGUGAUGAUGAAUCUUCUUCGUCAGUUGAAUCCAAUAGUAAUCCUAUUCACAAGAAAUCAGUCAAAAUCAAUAAGUCUCCAAGAAUUUCAGCUUUUAACUUACUAAAGAAUGACAGUGAUGCUGAGGAAGAUGAAGAUGAUGAGAAUGAUGAAUUAGAAAAACUAACUCCCAAACAGCAAGAGGAAAUCAAACGUAUGAAGUCAGUAUACAAGGUUUAUUUUGAUAAAGAUGGAGAAGCAAUCAAGAGGGGUUCAGAACAAGAAGGCGAGGAAGCUGAAGCUGAAGAUGUUGAACCUAUCCAAGGGGAACAGAUCAAUGAUGAUUUGAGAGUUGAUGCUGAUUAUGCAAAGAGGUAUAGCAACACAUCCUCAGUUUAUAUGGAUCCAGAAGAAGCAUUCCAAUAUCAACAGCAACAACAACAAAUGUAUUACAACCAUUUCAAUCAGCAAUAUCAACAACAAUAUGGAGCUCCAGUGGAUCCACAAUUGUAUCAACAAUAUCAGCAACAACAAUUUUACUACUAUCAAAGACAACAACAACUUCGGCAACAACAGCAAAGGCCACUUCGCCCUUUGCCUCCAUUACAACAAUUGCGUAAUCCAUCUGAUCUUCGCAAAUCUACCAUCCAAACAUUCACUGAUUUUAGACCUCGUGUCAAGAAUCAAACGGUCAUGUCACCGCCAGAGGGAAAACAACCAUUUGUGCCUAUUGAAAAUGACAAUGUUUGGACAUCACCUAUAAACUCACCAAGUAUACAAUCUCAAGCAUCAUUUCCUAGCCAGCAGCACCAUCGUAAUCAAGGUGAUUACUUCCCCAACCAACAACAGCAUCCGAUAUAUCAAAACAACGGAAAAUCAAACUCCAACGCAACUAUUCCUUCAGCUACUCAAGUUUCUCGAUCCUCGGUAGUGAUGUUGAAUCCAGUUACUGAAAUUACUAAACUGCGUAAAUUUAAACCCGCUGGUUCCUUACCUAGUAAUAAUCAACUACAUGCUCAAUUUGGUCAUAGUGAUUUGAAUGGACCCGAAAAUGAUUUGUUACCAAGUAAUAGAAAGAGUGAUGUUAGAAGAAUGAUGAAUAGUAAUUUCUAA
This is a messenger RNA of Lodderomyces orthopsilosis Co 90-125, 2103 nucleotides long. RefSeq lists its product as uncharacterized. The transcript has a single exon. NCBI's taxonomy places the organism in Eukaryota, Fungi, Ascomycota, Pichiomycetes, Serinales, Debaryomycetaceae. Bases 1 to 2103 code for a protein of 700 amino acids. The record is from RefSeq and is a predicted model, not a curated record.